AUGGCUGAAGAUCAUGUUGUCACGAAAGUUUUGAUUUCUGGUUUGAUUGUUAACAUGUUUGCUGAUUGGACAGUUUUGUCCCAUGUGGCUCGCGAUAAGAUUUCUGUAGCUCAUGGUUUGGCAAAACAUGCACUUCGGUUAGACGAUAAGCUAUCCUGGUUUGAGGAGGUUCCACCGCCGAUUGUGAAAAUCAAGACUUUGGGUUUCAUAUCUCUAUUCUCAUCACCACAUGCUAAAACCCUUGACUCAAAUGAAUUUUUGGAAUUCAGAAAUUGUGGUCUUAAUCAUCAGGGGGACAUUUCCCAAAUCAAUGAAACUAUAAUUGUUCUCAUCCCAAAAAAGAAAAACCCCAAACUUGUGCGUGAUUUUAGACCGAUUAGUCUUUGCAAUACCCUCUACAAAUGCCUAUCCAAAGUUAUUGCAAAUCGGUUAAGGCUUGUCCUUCAUUCCAUUAUCAGUAACAAUCAAAGCGCUUUUCUUCAGGGGCGCCAAAUUACUGAUAACAUCCUUCUCGCGAAUGAGCUUAUUCAUGCCAUUCAUUCUAGACGAUCGGGGAAGAUUGGUUGGGCUGUUAUUAAGCUUGACAUGGAAAAGGCUUUUGACAGAGUUGAGUGGUCUUUCCUAAAUCGAUUGCUUGUUCAUGUUGGUUUCCCUACUUCUUUUAUUUCUCUUAUAUUGCGAUGUUUAUCUACUGUCCAGUUUAGGUUAUCCAUAAACGGCUCCCUCACUAACACCUUUCAUUCUACCCGUGGCAUUCACGAAGGGGAUCCUUUAUCUCCCUAUCUCUUCCUCUUAAUUGCUGAGGGUCUUUCUGCUGCUAUUCGUCUGCAAGAGACAAAUGCUAAUUUCUCUGGAAUUCAGAUCUGCGGGGCGCUGAGCCCCUGUCUCACAAACUGUUUGCUGAUGAUAGCAUGCUUUUCUCCCAAGUCAACUCUCGAUCCAGUGAUGCCCUCAAUGCCAUUCUCAAUCUUUACAACAGAGCAACGGGCCAAUUGGGUUACUAAUUCCAUUUUCCAUUAUCUCCUCCGAAAGGUCUCUUCUAGAUUAAAUUCUUGGAAUGAAAAGUUCUUUUCUCGUGCUGGCAAGGAAACUUUACUUAAGGCUGUGGUCCAAGCCAUUCCUUCUUUUGCUAUGUCAUGUUUCAGAGUGCCUAAAUCGAUAUGCCAGAAAAUUCAAAGCUUGAUAGCCAGAUUUUGGUGGGGUUCUCAGGGCACUAAAAAAGUCCAUUGGAAAAAUUGGGAGGACAUCUCUGUUUCUAAGUUUUUUGGGGGUUUGGGAUUUCGUAUUUUGUCCUCUCAUAACCAAGCCCUUCUAGCAAAACAAGCUUGGCGAGUUUGGAAUGAUAGGAACUCUCUUCUUCACUCUAUUCUUAAAGCUCGAUACUUCAAACAUUCUGACUUUUUGAAUGCUCCUGUUGGCCAUAAUUCGUCCUAUACUUGGAGGCGUAUUCUUUGGGGCCGUCAAUUGCUUAAAAAGGGUCUGGUUUGGAAGAUUGGUACUGGUAUUAAUGUCCCUUUAUCUGCACCCAAUUGGAUCCCUAGUAUUCACAGUCCCACUCUCCUACAUCCUUUGGACCAGUCCCAAGCUUUUGUUUCUUUCUUCAUUAAUCAGGAUUCCACUUGGAAUGUCCCUAAACUUAAGCAUUUCUUUCCUACCUAUCAAGUAGAAAGUAUCCUCAAAAUUCCCCUUGAUCCAAUUUCCUCUGAUUCCCUCAUUUGGGAAUUUCAUUCCUCUGGCACUAUCACUGUCAAAUCUGCUUACCACCUUGCCUCUUCCCUGGCAUCUGCGGAUGUUCCCUCCUCUUCGGCCCCCAACCCUUAUCUUCAUUGGUGGAAAAAGCUUUGGUCCCUCUCUGUCCCUCCCAAAAUUAAACAUUUCAUUUGGAAAGCUUUUCACCAUAUUUUGCCUUGUGCAUUCAACUUAUUCCUCAAAAGGAUUCUCCCCCACCCCAACUGUUCUAUCUGUGGCAACACCACUGAGUCUGUUACUCAUGCCCUUAUAGGUUGUCCUAGAGCAAAGACUAUUUGGAAAUCUUCAAGAUUCAAACAGUUUUAUUUAGCUUAUCAUCGAAGUGAUAUUAAGGAUUUUCUCAUUCAGGCACUGCAUAACAUUUCUAAACAGGAUUUCCCAAUUUUCAUUGCUUUUGUCUGGAUUAUAGUGCUGCUCAGUGUAACUACCAGGGUGAUCAUCUGGAUUGAGGCUGCACCCAUCUCUCGUUCUGCUCAGCAACAACACCCUCCUCCCCUGUCCCCUGAUACUCCUUCUCUUUUUGUUGAUGCAGCCCUCGACCAAAAGAAUGGUGCAACAGGAACUGGUUUCAUCUUCAAACUUGAUUUUCACACUGUUUUAGCUUCUCACUGCUAUCUUUUGCCUGGCGUUGUUUCUCCCAUAUUUGCUGAAGGUCAGGCGCUUCUGCAGAGUCUAAAGUGGUGUAUCGACUCCCAAUUGUCUCCUAAGUUUGUCUUUUCGGAUUGUCUGAAUUUGGUAUCCAAAGUGAAUAGUGCAUGGCAAGAUAAUUCCGCUCUUUCUGGUCUUGUUUCCCGGAUUCGAUUGCUCUUCUCCAACUUCCCUGAUGCUUCUUUGCAAUAUCUCCCUCGCCAAUUUAAUAUGGACGCCCAUGUCCUUGCAAAAGAAGCCCUCAGGCCAAGAGAAGAUAGCUAG
This is a messenger RNA of Cannabis sativa, 2661 nucleotides long. RefSeq lists its product as uncharacterized. The transcript has 6 exons. The coding region runs from base 1 to 2661 and encodes 886 amino acids. NCBI's taxonomy places the organism in Eukaryota, Viridiplantae, Streptophyta, Magnoliopsida, Rosales, Cannabaceae. Gene Ontology annotation, molecular function: nucleic acid binding; RNA-DNA hybrid ribonuclease activity. The record is from RefSeq and is a predicted model, not a curated record.